GAUGGCAGCCGAGACGCUGAAUUUUGGUCCAGAGUGGCUUCGUGCGCUCUCGGGUGGUGGGAGCGUCACUUCCCCUCCGCCUUCUCCUGCCAUGCCAAAGUACAAACUAGCCGAGUACCGAUAUGGGCGGGAAGAGAUGUUAGCACUUUACGUCAAGGACAACAAGGUCCCAGAGGAAAUCCAAGAUAAAGAGUUCUCUGCUGUCCUUCAGGAUGACCCUCUGCAACCGCUGGCGUUGGUACCAUUAACGGAGGAAGAGCAGAGGAAUUUCUCCAUUUCUGUGAACAGUGUUGCAGUGCUGAGGCUGAUGGGAAAGGGGGGCGGGGCUACCCCAGCGGGCGUCUCCCGUGGGAGAGGCAGCACACGGAGCCGAGGCCGAGGCCGGGGCGAGAGUGGCUUUUACCAAAGAAGCGUGGAGGAGGCAGAAGGAGCAUUUGCCCGUGGCAACGGCCGGGAGAUACACCGCAGCCAGAGUUGGGAUGACCGAGGAGAACGGAGAUUCGAGAAGCCCAUCCGCCGGGAAGGAGCUCGGGCCCCAUUCGAAGAGGUAGCUCCCCCGGGCCGUAAAGACUUUGCCCGCUCAGACAGUGACAACUGGCGCACUCUGCGGGAGGAGCAUGAGGGUGAAGAGGAGAGCGCUGCGGCCGUUGCUGUGGGCUCAGGGGGCAGCUGGCGGCAGAGUGGAGGAGCCCGGCGGGAGAGUGAGCGCUGGCGGUCGGCCAGCCCAGAUGGAGCACCUCGGUCGGCCGGGUGGCGAGAACACGGUGGAGAAGGGCGCCGGCGGAAGUUUGACUUUGACUUCCGGGAUCGCGAGGACGAGCCCCGGAGCGGCCGCCGCCACCGGCACAACAGCGACAGCUUUGAGGAGGACAAGGACGGCCUGCCCGAGUGGUGCCUGGAAGACGAGGAGGAGGAAAUGGGGACUUUCGACUCCUCUGGGGCCUUCAUGCCCCUCAAGAAGAGUCCCAAAGAGCCCAUUCCGGAGGAGCAGGAGCUGAGUUUCCUUCCCCUGCAAGAAGAGGAGGAGGAGGAGGACCGGCCGGAGGCCAAGGACGGUGAGCAGGGGGAGAGUGGCAACAGCCCUGUUGCCCCCAUGGCCAAGGAAGGGGCAGAAAGAGAGCGGAUGGAGCUCCAGCUGGUGCCUGACGAGAAGCCCACAGCGCCUCCAGGGGCCCCGUGGCGCUCCGGCCCCCCUUUCUCCGCGGCUGCUGAUGCUGCCCCCAUUGGUGGAUGUGAGAGUGCCGUGCCAGGGGCUGCCUCCAAAGCAGAGGGGUCGGUGAUGGCGGCCGGAUGCAUUAAAGACGUGGAAACUGCAAAUGGGGCUCCGGGCAUGCUGAGCCACCCGACUCGGAUCAACCCUGCGGCAGGCUCAGCCCUUUCCUCAUCCGCUGCUGCUGCUCCUGAAUUCACAGUUGGGGACAACGAGGACGAGGAUGGGAUGAAGCACCUGCAGCAGGAAGCAGAGAAGAUGGUGGCUUCCCUACAAGACAGCUCCCUGGAGGAGGAACACUUCACACAGGCCAUCGGGGACCACCGCAACACUGCCGCGGCCCUACCCCUCUCUCACGAAGCCGCCAUGAAGUGGUUCUACAAGGAUCCCCAAGGGGAGAUCCAAGGCCCCUUCACGACCCAAGAGAUGGCUGAGUGGUUCCAGGCCGGCUACUUCACCAUGUCCCUGCUGGUGAAGCGAGGCUGUGACGAGGGCUUCCAGCCACUGGGUGAAGUCAUAAAGAUGUGGGGAAGAGUGCCUUUCGCUCCAGGCCCAUCGCCGCCCCCAUUACUGGUGAGAAGGGAGAGGGCCGCGGGGGUGCUGAAGGUGUUUGCAGAGGGACGGGCACCAGACCGGGCAAAGCCGGGGCUGGCCCACCUGCGCCCACACCACAAGCGCCCGUUUGGAGCAGCACUGAAGCAGGAUGUGACACGUGAGGGAAACAUGGACCAGGAGCGCCUGAAGAAGCAGCAGGAGCUGGCGGCCGCCACCCUCUACCAGCAGCUCCAGCACCAGCAGCUGCUCCAGCUGGCCAACAGCAGGCAGCAGUAUGCCCAGUGUGCCCUCCAGCAGAAGGUGGCGACGGGGGACCUGACGCAGCAGCAGCUGGCCACCUUCCUGCAGCAGCUGCAGGCUCUCAAGCCGAGGUCCGGGGAGCAGGGCAUGAUUCCUUCUCUGAACCGAUCGAUAUCUGUGCCAGACACCGGGUCCCUGUGGGACACGCAUACCUCAGCCUCAUCACAAGCAGGUGGUGAAGCCAACUUAUGGGAUAUUCCCAUUAGUUCUUCAACUCAGGGUCCAAUCUUAGAACAACUUCAACUGCAGCAUAAACUACAAGAGCGGAGAGGCGCUGAACUCAGAGCUAAGCGCGACGAGGAUGAGCGCAAACGGCGCCGUGAGGAAGAGGAGCUGUUCAGGCGCAAGCAGCUGCCAUCUUCCUCAUCCUGGGGCCAGCAAUCAGUGAACAGCGCCUCCACCCAGAAUAGCUUCAGCAUGGCCGACAUUCAGAAGCUAGGAGAUGCCCGAGCAUGCCGAGAGCUACGGGAGGAGUGCCGUCAGCAGGAGCUGUUGCUUAAAUUGCUGCAGCAGCAGAAUUCGCACCCUCUCUGGGGGGGUUUGGCCAAACAGAAUGUCUCCAUGAAGGCUCUGCUGGAGCUGCAGCAAGAGACAGAGCGGCACAUGCAGAAGCAGCAGCGGGCCCAGCAGAGAGCUCAUGGGGGCCACAACCUAAACAGCCUGCCCUCUCAGUGGGGGGUGGACUCAAGCCCGCUGUGGGGUGGGCACGAGAAGAGCAGCUCCAUCAGCCUCUGGGAGGAGAGCAUGAAGAACUCCAGCCCCCUUGCCCGGAGCCUCGGCUUAAAGAACAGCCGCAGCAGCCCUUCGUUGGGGGACACGUACAGUGCCUCUUGUCGGCAGAGCAGGAAGAAGACGGACGAGGAGGAGAAGCUCUUGAAACUGCUUCAGGGACUCCACAAGCCCCAGGACGGCUUCACGCAGUGGUGCGAGCAGAUGCUCCACGCCCUCAAUACCUCCAGCAGCCUUGAUGUGCCCACGGUGGUGGCGUUCCUGAAGGAGGUGGAGUCCCCCUACGACGUCCAUGACUGCAUCCGCUCCUACCUGGGGGACACCGUGGAAGCCAAAGAGUUCGCAAAGCAGUUCCUGGAGCGCCGUGCCAAGCAGAGAGCCAAUCAGCAGCGCCAGCAGCAGCAGGAAGCCCCCUGGCUGAGCUCCAGCAGUCUGCAGUCCAUAUUCCAGUCCAACCACCACCCCAAGCAACCCUCGUUCGAGAACAGCCAAGCCGUGAAGAUCAAGAGGCGCCCAAUGAUGCUCCACGCCGACCCCAGCAUCCUGGGCUAUGCUCUUCAUGGCUCCGCGAGUGAACUGGAACCAGUGGAGGACUACUGACCCCACCCCCUUCAGCAAUAGGAACCCUCUCCCUGUGUCUCCUCUCUGCCACCGCUGCCUUGAUUUCACCAAUUUCGGUUGGGGGUGAAAGUGCCCUGCAGGAGAGAGAUGGUCUGGUGCCCUCCACAGCCCCCUGGGCAGGGGCAGGAGGAGGUAGCACGGUGGAGUGGUCCGUGGCAACGAGGGUCAGUUGGCUGGACAAGGAGGAUGUUUAGCACUGCUUCUUUCCUUACAAAGCACCUUAAUGAACAAACAAACAAAAACCUUUUCUGCCAUGCACUUUAUCAAGACUUUUUUUUUACAGUGACUUGUUACAAAUUCCCAAAAAAGGAAAAAAAAAUACAAGUU
Molecule: messenger RNA, 3742 nt
Organism: Euleptes europaea (tarantolino)
Lineage: Eukaryota; Metazoa; Chordata; Lepidosauria; Squamata; Sphaerodactylidae
Gene: GIGYF1
Product: GRB10 interacting GYF protein 1
Exons: 25
Coding region: 2-3394 (1130 amino acids)
Biological process (GO): insulin-like growth factor receptor signaling pathway
Molecular function (GO): protein binding
Source: RefSeq, a predicted model, not a curated record